ACUUCUGACGUUCCAAAGCCUCAGGGAGUUGGCUCAAGAGUUCUUGUCUUUGAUAAGGUCCUAGAAACUUUGUUGUAACUUUGUGAUCUGUAAAAUCGCCAGUAAAAAUUAUUAGAAUGUUUUUAGUUUUUUUCACCGCGGCCAUCAAUUCACCAGCCUCUGAAAACAUGAAAAGAUAAAGGAUGAAUAUGUGUUGGUGAAUUUGAAUGCGCUGUGUUCUUUUUGAAAGGGAAAGGGGGAGUAUUGUUUUCUAUGUUGCUUCCGGGACUAGGCUGUCGGUUCCUUACUUUGAAGUGCGCUGUUUUACGCUGAGCCCAGAACGUAUUGGAAUAGCCUACAGGAGAGACCUACGGUAUGGCAUGGCAGACUGAAACAUUUGCAAAGAAAAGGGGGAAACUAAGCAGGAUUUUUUUCCCCCUGGAAAACUACAUUUUUCUUUCUGCAGCUAACACGAAAAAAAUCGGACUGUGAAGGGGUCUGUCGUGGAAUCGACUAUUGUGGAUUAUUUUUCUGUGGAUAAAAAAACGGAUACUUUUGGAAGACCGAACUCGUGGAUCGAUGAGAGAAGACUGGCAGAGAAGCUCCCCGGCUGACUAUAGAGAGUGAGGAGAUUGUUGUAGCGCUCAGGGGCGAACAACGCACAGGAUUUCUGUUGCUGCUGCCUUCGGAGCCAUGAGCAGAGCGCUUAUAUCGGACCAUAUCGCCAAUAGCUUCCGAGAAGAUGCUCCCCGUCCCCCGGUCCCGGGGGAGGAGGGCGAGGUGCUGCCGUGCUACCCCGGCAAACUCGCCAUGAUGAGACCCCAGGGUACCGCGGUCAAAGCGCUUUUGCUCGCGCCUCCCGGUUACAUUGCGAAGAGGAACGAGGAUGGACUUGGGGAACCCGAGGGGAGCGCGUCACCGGAUUCGCCGCUAGCCCGGUGGACCAAGUCGUUGCAUUCUCUUCUUGGGGACCAAGACGGUGCUCAUCUUUUUAGGACAUUCCUGGAGCGCGAGAAAUGCGUCGACACUUUAGACUUUUGGUUCGCCUGUAAUGGUUUCAGGCAGAUGGACCUCAAGGAUACCAAAACGCUGCGAGUCGCCAAAGCUAUUUACAAGCGCUAUAUUGACACCAGCAGCAUAGUUGCCAAGCAGCUCAAGCCUGCGACCAAAACCUUCAUUCGGGAUAAUAUCAAGAAGCAACAGAUUGAUUCGGCUAUGUUCGACCAGGCACAGACUGAGAUCCAGACCAGCAUGGAGGAGAGCCCCUACCAGAUGUUCUUGACCUCGGACAUUUACCUCGAGUAUGUGAGGAGCGGGGGCGAGAACCCUGCUCAUGUGAACCCUAACGGGCUAGGUAGCCUGAAGCUGGUGUGUGGGUACCUGCCCACCCUGAAUGAGGAAGAGGAGUGGAGUUGUAAUGAUUUCAAAACCAAAGCGCUGGCUUCUGUGGUUGGACUUUCUGCAAAGGCGCUGAGGGCAACCGUGUCUAUGAGGACGGUGGAGGUGAUGGAGAAGGGGUACAGGUCCCACAGGCGAGGGGACCCGGUCAACCCGUACCAUGUGGGCUCAUUUGCCCCAGCCACCAGCACCAACGACAGCGAGGUGUCCAGCGACGCCACGACAGACGACUCCAUGUCCAUGACCGACAGCAGUGUAGAAGGCAUCCCUCCCUACAAGCUGGGCUCCAAGAAGCACAUGCAGAGAGAGAUGCAGCGCAACAUGAGGAUGAACAGCCAAGUCUCCCUACCUGCCUUCCCUCGGACACAGAGAUGUCCUAAGGAGAUGACUCCGGUAGAGCCGGCAGCGUUUGCGUCUCAGCUCAUCUCUCGUCUGGAGCGUCUGAAAAGAGAACAGGAGACCAUGAGUUCCCUGGAGGAGAGGCUGCAGCAGAUGCAAGAGGAGGAGGAGAGGGACGAGGCUGAGGUGCCCGGCAGUAGUGCCCCCCUGUCCCUCCAGCCCAACGACGAGGACCCCCAGGCCAUUCUGGAUGACCACCUGUCCCGUGUCCUAAAGACCCCUGGCUGCCAGUCCCCCUCCACCGUGGCCCGCCAUUCACCCCGCUCCCGCUCUCCAGAGCACAGGACUCUUUCCCGGGGAGGCCCCGGUCUCAAGCCCCUGGUCUCACCCGGGGCCUCCAGCCCCAGUGGCACCUCCAGCUUAGGGGGCUUCUCAGUAGGUUUCACCCCAGGAAGGGCCCUCUCCCUGGGCAGGCCCAGCAGCAGCACCAAGCACAUCCACCACCACUACAUCCACCACCACGCCGGUUCCAAGAGCAAGGAGCAGAUGGAGAGAGAGGCAGCCCAGAGGGUGUUGUGUCUGUGUCCGGUGCGGUCUGGAGGGGCGGAGGGGGGUCCCCCUUACCCACGCAGUCGCAGCCUGGGCAGGGAGAUGGUGUCCUGUGGCAGCAGUCCCGCAGAGUCCAAUAUGGGGCGCUCCAGUUCCCUUUCCCGAGGGGGUUGUCGGUCCGGGGCUGAGGAGGGGGCAGCAGAGGGGGGUGAGGUCGUGCCCCUCCAGCGACCCAGCGACAGCACAGACCGCUCCCAGAACGUCUGGCAGUGGAUCCUGGAGAGUGACCGGCAGGGCAAGCACCACAAACCCCACAGUACCCAGAGCACUAAGAAGGCGUAUGGCGGCGGAGCGGCGUCCAACCAGACACACACGUGGGGCGGCGGAGGUGCCAGCGCCCAUCUCCGUGCCCACCAGCCCGCCCAUCCCUUCAUCCAGGACCCGGCCAUGCCCCCCCUGCCCCCGCCCAACACCCUGUCCCAGCUGGAGGAGGCCUGUCGCAGACUAGAGGAGGCCUCCGUCUCCAAACCCCCAAACAGAGGUAGGAGCCGCACCAGACACUCUACAUCCAGCCUCCAGAGAGAGAAGUGCCACCCUAUGCCUCUCCAGAGUGGGCCCUGUCCAGUGCCACUGAGAGACACCAACAGGGUGCUGCAGGUGACGACAGGCUGCCAUGUUGCUCCAGCCAUGGGGAGUGAGACAGAGGUAACCUACUUCUUCUGUGGUGAGGAGAUCCCCUACCGUAGGCGGAUGAAGACACACAGCCUCACACUGGGACACUUUAAAGAACAGCUCCGCAAGAAGGGACACUACAGGUACUACUUCAAGAGGGCCAGUGAUGAGUUUAAGUGUGGAGCCGUGUUCGAGGAGGUGUUGGAUGACAGCUCUGUUCUGCCCAGGUACCAGGGGAAGAUCCUGGGCAAGGUGGAGAGGAUGGACUGAUACCCCUCCAGAAGUACCAGAGGAAUGUAUAACAGAAACACUCCAUGGACACCACCCCCCUGUUCCACCAGAGAGUCUUAAAGCUAAGGACUGAGGACUGGAGAUUCUGUUGAAGAAGCUUGGCCAAUGAAGGAUGGAGAAGUGGAGUAGUGGAGAAGUGGAGUAGAGGAGUAGUGGAGUACAGGAGUAGUGGAGUACAGGAGUAGCCAUCAACAGUUGACUUUACAGGACUAUUUAACAACAUCUCGUCUUGGAGAUGAAAGAGGAGAAAAUGGGUGGGUUUGGAUACGGGUGUUGGAUUCCAGAAACUAUACGUGAAUUGAAUGACCACUGUCUGAGGGAGUAGGCGGGGACCUCUGAUACCUGAGAGACUGCUAGAGGUGAAAGGUUGAGAGGUGAAAGUUGGGACUGGUGCCCUAUCUGAGCCUGCCUCUACCAACAACCCUAGAUGUAUAUGCAGAUAGACAUAUAAUGAUUUUUUUGAUAAAUGUAAAGAGUUUAUAAAUAAUUUAUUGAAAUGUCACUCCCCUCCCCAUAGUCCUGUGGAUGGACAAGCUGCUUGGAGAAUUGGGAGAUGUCAUCUCCAAUAUUUCAAAUGCAAAGUAUUUAGUUUUCCACCCUCCACUUUCCUGCCUUGUCAACUAAUCCUGUGGCAGUGUUUUCUGUUCUGAUCAGUGACUUCCUGCCCUAACUUCAGUGUGGUAUAGUGCAGGUACCACAGCCCUGUAGUCUCAUCUCUCAGUGCCUUUGUUUUGUUGCCCAGGCUUUGCACAGGGAACGAGCCCACACUUAGGACAACACUACCCCCGAACUGGCCCUAAACUGGCCCAGAGCACCAAACUACCCCAAAUUGCAGAAACAUGCUAACACAGAUUUACACCUAUUAAAGACAAGCCCACCAAAUGAAUCUAUACCAGCCAAGCUCAACAGUUGUUUUGUGUAUAGCCACCCCUCAUUCCUUGAUGUCCAGGCUCCUGAGCAGAACGACAGAUCUAGGGGUGUAUUCAUUAGGCCGAACGGAAGGAAACUGACAAACUGGGAGGGACUACCUUUCCUGGAUCUGUCCAAUAAGAAACGCACAUUUUCAUUUUGUUUAGCAAAACCAGUUCUGAUACGUGUCCUAAUGAGUAUGUCUGCCUUCGGGUGACUAGUCGUCCCCCCCCCCCUCCAAAAAAAAAUGUUUUGUCCCCCCACAAAUGUUAGUGGUAUUUACACCUCUGAUUGUGUUGAAUUGACCAGUCUCUCCUGUGUGUCUUGUUGACCCUUGACAGAGGAAGAGGUUAUGAUGCUAACACACACUACGAUGCUGCGUCUGAAAUGGAAGCCUAUUCCCUAUGACCAGGGCAAGAGUAGUGCACUCCAUAGGGAAUAGGGUGGCGUUUGAGAGGAAGCCGUAGUGUUUAACUGAGUACAGUAGCUGUGCCUACAUGGGUCCCUUUACCGUGUUACUACCCUGUUAUCGGGGUAUGAUACUCCCUUGGUUUUCACAAGGGGCUUAUGUUCAAAAGAGAUUUUAUUACUAUGCCUUUUUACGAUCUCCUUGUAAUCACGUUUGUUUGAUAUUUUUCAUGGCUUUUUUUUGUUUUAGUUCCACUUGUAUUAAAACUGUAAAUGAUGCAUUCUAUUCUGUAGAGCUCCAUUGGAAAGAUGCCUCGGUACUUUAAUUAAUGUCAUUAUUAUUAUAAAGAGAUGUAGCCUUUAUUAAAAUGUUAUAUUUUUCAAAUGAAA
This is a messenger RNA of Oncorhynchus tshawytscha (Chinook salmon), 4935 nucleotides long. RefSeq names its product axin 2 (conductin, axil) (gene axin2). The transcript has 10 exons. The coding region runs from base 673 to 3207 and encodes 844 amino acids. Gene Ontology annotation, biological process: negative regulation of canonical Wnt signaling pathway. Lineage: Eukaryota; Metazoa; Chordata; Actinopteri; Salmoniformes; Salmonidae. The record is from RefSeq and is a predicted model, not a curated record.